This is a messenger RNA of Eruca vesicaria subsp. sativa (arugula), 539 nucleotides long. Lineage: Eukaryota; Viridiplantae; Streptophyta; Magnoliopsida; Brassicales; Brassicaceae. The record is from the annotation of a GenBank genome assembly.
GAAGAAUGAAGUGUUGUAAGUUCAUUGCAGUGGCUUUGAUGAGUCUUCUAAUCACAUUGGCUUCCAUCGAAGCAGCUGGUGAGUGUGGUCGCAUGCCCAUUGGUCAAGCCGCGGCUAGCCUAAGCCCGUGUUUAGCUGCAACAAAGAACCCGAGGGGUAAGGUUCCACCUGUUUGCUGUGCCAAAGUAGGUGCUCUCAUUAGAACCAACCCUCGUUGUCUUUGUGCUGUCAUGCUCUCUCCUUUGGCCAAGAACGCUGGUAUCAACCCUGGAAUCGCAAUCGCUAUUCCCAAACGUUGUAACAUCCGCAACCGCCCAGCUGGCAAGCGAUGUGGACGUUACAUUGUUCCAUGAAGAGUCAACCUCGGUUUGGAUCUUUUAAGAUCAAAAAGAUGACAUGUUCUUGAGAUUUUAAAAUAAAUGUUUUCACUUACCUUUGUAGAGGAGAAAUGUGAUCUAUGUAUACCUUAAUAAUCUAUGUUGUUGGACUAUAUAUGAAUAUAUGCAUUAUUUAUUGCAAUAUGAAUAAGGACAAUUCUC